GUCGAAAGCAAAACAAGCGCUUGAAUGAAGAUUGAGUAGUUUUAUAUUCAAUUUAUCGAUUCUUGGAGACCCGUGAGGUUUUAGUUUAUUCAUGCACAAAAGAGUUGGCAUUGGCGCGUUAAACAAGGAUCCAUUCAAACAAUAUGAACAAGUAGGCAAUGAAUUGAUAGAACAACAAGCUGAAGAGAUUGCUUCUCAACUUUCCACUUUUCAAGAGGCUUUGAAAAAUUUUGCUAAAGAACAUGCAGCUGAAAUUCGCAACAAUGCUGAAUUUCGUAGAACAUUUACAAAACUGUCUUUGAAAGUCGGCUUAGAUCCGCUGGUAAGUGGAUCGGGUGAGUCUGCAUGGUCGGCUGUUGGUAUGAAUGAGUUUUACUUACAAGUCGCUGUUCGAGUGGUUGAAGUUUGUCAUGCAACACAACUGGAAAAUGGAGGACUCGUCUCUGGCAGCCGAGUUUGCCAAUUUUUGAACGAAGAAAACGAAGCUUCUGGGUAUGAUUUGUUAACAGAAGAUGACAUUAUUCGUGCUGUGGAAGCUUUAAAACCCCUUGGUCCAGGCUGUGAUAUUGAAGAAAUUGCCGGCAAGCGUUAUAUUAGGUCAUUACCAUUAGAACUUAGCAAAGAUCAGAACUUUGUGUUAGAAGCUGUUGAGGUACUUGGUUAUGUCACUGUUUCCAUACUGAAAGACAAUUAUGGUUGGGAUCAUGGGCGAUGCAUCCAUGUGUUGAAUGACUUGGUAUCAAAGUCACUUUUAUGGAUAGACAAUCAAUCUGUGGAAACUACCUACUGGGGAGCCAGUACGUUAAUUGACGAAAAACCAUUUCAGAUAGUAGAAUAUUAG
Molecule: messenger RNA, 841 nt
Organism: Schizosaccharomyces cryophilus OY26
Lineage: Eukaryota; Fungi; Ascomycota; Schizosaccharomycetes; Schizosaccharomycetales; Schizosaccharomycetaceae
Product: EAP30 family protein Dot2
Exons: 2
Coding region: 92-841 (249 amino acids)
Biological process (GO): protein transport to vacuole involved in ubiquitin-dependent protein catabolic process via the multivesicular body sorting pathway
Cellular component (GO): ESCRT II complex
Source: RefSeq, a predicted model, not a curated record